Emys orbicularis (European pond turtle) is the source of this 618-nucleotide messenger RNA. RefSeq names its product sodium/potassium transporting ATPase interacting 1 (gene NKAIN1). Lineage: Eukaryota; Metazoa; Chordata; Testudines; Emydidae. Bases 1 to 618 code for a protein of 205 amino acids. Gene Ontology annotation, biological process: regulation of sodium ion transport. The transcript has 6 exons. The record is from RefSeq and is a predicted model, not a curated record.
AUGGGGAAAUGCAAUGGGCGAUGCACGCUGGUUGGAUUCUGCUGCCUUCAGCUGAUAGCAGCGCUGGAGAGGCAGAUCUUCGACUUCCUGGGCUAUCAGUGGGUGCCCAUCCUGGCUAAUUUUUUACACAUUAUGGCUGUCAUCCUGGGCAUCUUUGGGACCAUCCAGUACAGAUCCAAAUACCUCAUAAUGUACGCAGCGUGGCUGGUGCUGUGGGUUGGAUGGAACGCAUUCAUCAUCUGCUUUUACCUGGAAGUUGGACACCUGUCACAGGACCGGGACUUCAUCAUGACCUUUAAUACCUCGCUGCACCGCUCGUGGUGGAUGGAGAAUGGGCCCGGCUGCCUGGUGACGCCGGUGAUGAACUCAAACCUGGCCCCCGAGGACCAUCACGUCAUCACUGUCACCGGAUGCCUGCUCGAUUACCAGUACAUCGAGGUAGUGAGCAGCGCCAUGCAGAUAUUCCUUGCGCUCUUUGGAUUCGUCUAUGCCUGCUAUGUCAGCAAAGUGUUUAUGGAGGAAGAAGACAGCUUUGACUUCAUCGGAGGAUUCGAUUCCUACGGCUACCAGGCCCCACAGAAGACGUCACACUUACAGCUACAGCCUUUGUACACGUGA